Hydra vulgaris (swiftwater hydra) is the source of this 2207-nucleotide messenger RNA. It is a transcript of the gene nb039b, whose product is annotated as nematoblast-specific protein nb039b. Gene Ontology annotation, cellular component: actin filament. Gene Ontology annotation, biological process: actin filament polymerization. Lineage: Eukaryota; Metazoa; Cnidaria; Hydrozoa; Anthoathecata; Hydridae. The record is from RefSeq and is a predicted model, not a curated record.
AAGAAACUUGAAUAAAAAAGCACUGGUAUUUUCUUUAAAGUUUUGAUGAGCCGUUGCAACUGGGUAAUUUUCAGUUUCUUUUUUAAAAAGGUUUGAAGUGGAGCUUGAGAGUAAUAAUAGCUUUCCGGUCCACAAGUAGCGGACAUCAUGAAGCUUCAUACUAUAGUGGCGUUAAUAGCUUUGCUAUUUUUUUUUGCUGACGCCAAACCCACACAUAAGCACAAAAAACCUCAUCGAAAAGAUGGGGGUUUGUCUCAACUUUCAAGAAAUAAUGAUAAGAAGUUAGAAGGUAAAUCAAGUGAUAAAGUUAAAGGAAGUAUUGGCCAUGGAAAAAAUAGCGAUAAGCAGUAUGCUCCUCCUCCAGCUCCUCCACCAGAUUUCGUAAAAACACCAGGUUAUCCACCACCACCAGCUCCUCCCCCAUUUGUUGGAUGUGUAUUUGUAGACGACUGGUAUUGUCCACCUGCAGCUGCUGUACCACCACCACCUCCAUUCCCUGCUCCUCCAUAUCCAGUAUAUCCACCAUACGAUCCUAACUAUGUGCCACCACCUCCUCCACCACCUCCUCCAGUAGACUACGUACCACCCCCACCCCCACCACCACCAGCACCCGCACCACCACCACUAGAGCCUGCACCACCAGCACCCGCACCACCUCCACUAGAACCAGCACCACCAGCACCUGCACCACCACCAGCAGAUCCUGCACCACCACCACCACCAGCAGAUGCACCACCAGCACCACCACCAGAUGCACCACCACCACCACCAGCUGAAAAUUUGGAGACUGAAAAAGAAGAAAAAUCAGAUUAUAGCAAAGAAGAAGGAGAGGAAGAAGAAGGAUCAGCCACUGAUGCCAAAAUUGAAGAAGAAAAAAAAGUUGACGAAGAAAAAAAACAAAAAGGAGAAGUUAAAAAAGUUUCAAAGAAAGUAAAGGGAAAGAAUUUGGUGAAGUCAAAAGGAAAGGGAAAAAAAGCUCACAAAAAAGGAACUGUUCUAACGCACACUAUCAAUAAAAUAUCUCAAACACCUAACGCAGUUUUAAUACAACACGCCAAAUCGCAUACAACAUCUCAUACUCGAUUAAAGCAAACUUCUCGAAAACGACGUAGUAAUGAUGACGAUGACGAUACAAACGAAGAUAAUAGUGACGAUAAUCAUGAAUUAGAUGAAGGUAGCACCGAAAAUAAUUCUUCGGGAUCAGGAUCCUCUGAAACAGAUGCAUCUUCACAACUUUCUCCCAAAAUUGGCAAAACCCCAAUAGGGGCAAAAAAAAAAAGCAAGAAUAUAAAUAUUGAAUCCGAAAAACAAGCAAAUCUUGGAGAAGCUAAAAAUGAAGAUGCUGAAUCAGGAGAGAAAGAAAAUCUUGUUAAAACUAAAAGUGAAAACGUCGAAUCAGAAAAAUCUAAAGAUGUAAAAGCAAAAGGAAAAAAAAGCGAGAAAAAAAAUACCAAAAAAAGCGAGAAAAAAACAAAAGCAAAAAAAACAAAAAGUGUGACAUUAAAAACACUUGUAAAACCUAAAAGAAGUUUGGAAGAAGAAACAAGCGAUCAUAUUAAACUAACUGCCGAAGACAAAAAAAAUGAGAAAAAAUCGCUAGAUGAUGAUCUUGAGGAAGGAAACGAAAAUAAUGACGCAGAUGAUGAAGAAGAAGAAGAAAAAAAAGAUAAAAAAAAAGAUGAAAAAGAUAAAAAGAAGAAAAAGCCCAAGCAACCACCAGUUCCAGUAGCUGCUCCAGCUCCUGUUGCGCCACCAAUGGUUCCACCACCAGUGUAUCCACCCGUUUUACCACCUUUUCCUCCACCGCCACCACCAGUAUACCCACCUCCAGUUCCUCCACCAGUUCCUCCACCAUUCCCACCACCACCAGCUCCAUUGCCUCCUGUUCCACCUCCGGCUCCUUUACCUCCCCCUCCUCCUCCUCCAGUUCCCCCACCUCCACCCGUUAUAUAUCCUAAAAAAAAGAAAGAAAAAUCAAAAACAUUGAAAAAAGUAAAAGCAGGAAAGAAAGAGAAGUUGAAAAUGACAAAAGAAAAGAAAGGAUCAACUAAAAAAGAAUAAAAGAAUAUUUUUGUACAAAAUUUUUAUGAACAAAAAAGGUUUUAGAAAUGUAAAAAUUUUAUAAACACAAAUUUUUUUUACCAACACGUGAUUUUACCAAGUUUUAAAACUACAAUUCAUAAUUAUGAAAAAUUAUGAAUAUAAAA